Messenger RNA from Dimorphilus gyrociliatus, 1168 nucleotides. NCBI's taxonomy places the organism in Eukaryota, Metazoa, Annelida, Polychaeta, Dinophilidae. The record is from the annotation of a GenBank genome assembly.
AGGAAACGGAAACUGAAUACCGAGAAUGGAAGAUUUGAGUUGUCCUGUUACAUUUUCCUCCAAUCCUACCUCAACCGUUAUCUUAAGUGAAUCCCCAUUGUCAUUAAACAGUUUCUGUGUUGAUAACGACAAGUCUGACAUAUUUACGGAUAAGCUCGACUGUGUGACAAGCUCAAAUUUUAUAUCUGAUUCCAAUGUUGUUGUCGAUAGCCGAAGUCUUUUAUAUUGUUCUGAUUUAUCUUCAAAUGUUACCUUUUCAAAUCUUCCCGAAUUAUCUAACUCUGCAAUGCUGGAGGAAUGUCAUCAACAAGAAGGUGACCCGAUUCACUUUCCUUCAAUUAAUGGUAACCUAGUAGGUGGAGAAAAUGAUGAAACUCAGCUUUUUCAUAUAGAAACAGAGGAAGUAGGAGAUGGAGUAAAUUUAGAUAAUAUAAGUGAUCAGUACACAUUUGUGACAACUGAGCCAUUGGUAAAUGAUCGUGCUGACAUAACAAUCAAUGAAUAUGAAUCUGAGGAGUUAGCAGAGCCCCCAAAGGAAAAAAAGAAGGGUGGUUGGCCAAAAGGAAAAAAGAGGAAAAUGGAGUUGAUAGAUAAAGCCCCUCGAGCCCCCAUGUCAGGAUAUGUUAUAUUCUCAUCUCGAAAACGUUCGAAAUUAAAAGAAGAAAAUCCAAACAAGACUUUUACUGAAAUCACUAAAAUGCUAGGUAAUGAAUGGAGUGCUAUGUCAGAAGAAGACAAACAAGGAUAUUUAGAGGAAGCUGAAAAAGAUAAAGAAAGGUAUCUUAGAGAAAUGAAAGAAUAUAGAAACAGCGAAAAUUACCCAAAUGGCGUUGAACCAAAUACAGAUGAAGAGGAUGAUGAUAAUAACUUAUAUUGUUCAGUCUGCGACGUUUGUUUUGUAAGUGCUCAUAAUAAGAGGGAACAUUUAUUGGGAAAAAUUCACUUUGACAAAGUUACUCAGAAUUACAAUAAAGAUUUAUUAAGGCAAAAAAAUGAAAAAGAGAAGCAGGAGAAAGAAUUAAGAGAUAGUUUUUUAACUCGAAAAGAUAUCGAUCAUUUAGAUUUAAAUUGGUUUUCUGAAGUUCUAAUGAAGAAAAAUACCGGUUGGCAUACAUUUUUAGAUACUUUUAUUGCUAGAAGUGGCGUUACCGAUUGUAAUGCACUCUAA